CGCUCCGGUCUGCUGGGUUUUUAAUUUCAUUGCCGGUGGGAAGGGGAGCGGGCGCUCUGGGGGCGUUCGGGGCAGCUGGGACUCGCCGCUGCCGAGUUCCCUGCGGUGCUUCUAGCCCGGCGCAGCCUGUCCCGGCGAGGUACCUGAGGUAGCUCUGAAAUCCUCACGACCACCACCCUUCUCUCUCACCAAGAAGCUCCGUGUAACUCUGAUAUUCUCCUUCAAAUGCACUAUACGGAACACAGGCUCUCGAUUUGCCGCAAAUUAUGCUAUGCAAUAGGAGGUGCCCCAAAUCAAGUGGCAGGGAGUGCUUCUGCUUUCUUCCUACAGAUCUACCUGCUAGAUAUAGCCCAUAUUACUCCAUUUCAUGCCUCUCUGGUGCUGUUCAUUGGAAAAGCCUCAGGUGCAGUUACUGAUCCUGUUGCUGGCUUUUUUAUUAGCAAAAGUAGAUGGACGAAAAUUGGCCGGCUUAUGCCUUGGAUGCUGGCAUGUACACCCUUCACAAUAGUGUCCUAUUUUUUUAUGUGGUACCUGCCUCCUUUUCUGUCGGGAAGAGUCGCAUGGUACCUGACGUUCUACUCCCUUUUCCAAGCGCUGACCACAUUAUUCCAAGUACCAUAUUCUGCCCUCACCAUGUUCCUCAGCACAGACCAGAAGGAGAGAGAUUCUGCAACAGCAUACCGAAUGACCAUGGAAGUGCUUGGGACCUUGAUUGGAGCUGCACUUCAGGGGCAGAUUGUAGCCAGUGCUCAUGUCUCUCAUCACUGCACUGUGAAUCCUGCAGUAAACACAACCGACUCCUGGCAUGACACUCCCAGCUUUCUAGAUCCUGCAGAUCUCCUGUAUCAUCAAGCAAAAGUUUAUAUGAUUGCAGCAGGGGUCAUAGGAGGUGUGUAUCUUCUUGGAGUCGUCGUUCUUUUCCUUGGAGUAAAGGAAAGAGAUGAUCCUUAUGCCUUAAAUUCAGACAGAGUGCUUCCUUUUUGUAAGGGGCUUGGACUCACCAUGAAGCAUGGUCCAUAUGUGAAGCUUACAGCUUCAUUUCUUCUCAUCUCGACAGCAGUUCAGCUGGAGCAGAGCAACUUUGUCCUAUUCUGCACUCAAGCUGCUGAUCUUAACAAUCACUUCCAGUAUUUGGUGGCGACCAUCUUGGCAUCAGCAGCUGUGAGCGUUCCCUUCUGGCAGAAGUUUCAGCAGCGAUUCGGCAAGAAGUGUGCAGCAUUUGGGAUUUCGUGGAUGAUUCCUUUUGCAGUCAUGCUAGUGACCAUUCCAAGCCUGAUCCUGGCUUACAUCGUGGCCUUCAUCUCUGGUCUGAGCAUUGCAGCAUCUCUUCUGUUGCCAUGGUCAAUGCUGCCUGAUGUUGUUGAUAACUUUCGCCUGCAGAAUCCUCAUGGAAAAGGAUAUGAAACCAUUUUCUAUUCUUCUUAUGUUUUCUUUACCAAAAUGUCAGCAGGAAUUGGCUUAGGAAUUUCUGCAGCAGGACUGGAGUUUACUGGAUACAAACCAGGGAUAUGCAGACAACCCAGCGAUGUGAUCCUUGCACUGAAAAUCCUCAUUGGAGUGGUCCCUGCUAUCCUCAUCCUUGUAGGUUUAAUUAUACUUCUCUUCUACCCAAUCACUGAAGAAAGUCGGGAAGAAACAACGCGUGCGCUUGAAAUGUUACGAAGGAGCCAUCAAAGCACAGAGAACCUGGAUGACCACACAGUGGACACCUCAGUCUGAAAGCUCUGAAUACAAUGGUUUUCCAAAUACAGUCUCACAUCCCACGCACAAACUCUGUGAGAGUCGUCCAGGUCAUUUCUCUGCUCACAUUUUGUCAAAAAGGAUAAAGGAUGAUUCUGACACAGUCAGUAAUGAAAUCAAGAGAGGACACCACCGUGCAAAAUAGAUACCUAACUCCACGCACUGUGCUAAAAAAGAAAUUGCAAAUGUUCAGGAAUGUAAGCUGUUGAAGGUUUGGUGGGGUUUUGUUUGUUUUUCGAUGAUUAACAGAAAGCUGCGAGCUCAUUGCAACAGGAGAUUCUAUGGACUUGCAAGUCAAGGCAAAAAAGGGUAAAUGUGAUGCACCACUCAAAUUUUAACUCGUGGUAUAUUUCACCCGUAGAGGUUGAGUGGGUUUUGAAGAAAAUCUCUAGCUAUAAAUUACACACCGGUGUGUUUGGAAAGCACUUGGGAAUCCUGAAGUACGCUAUAUAAAGUUAGGAUUCACUUUGUUUUGAAAUGAAGCAAAUCACUGAUGCAGACAUGUUUUGAGGAUUUUCUCACGAGGAGUUUUUCUGAAAGAGAUUUUGAUGUAAUUUAACUUCAUAGAUUUUGUAUGAAACAGAACCUUACAUUUCCCAUCACUGGAGUUCCUUGCUUAUGACACCUGUAAAGUGAUCUUUGUCAGAGAACGAGUCCUUAACAUUUUCAGAAACAACAUCUCCACUCAGGAUACCCCAAAUCAGUAGCCCCUUCCAAAAAUUAGACCAUGCCAUUCAAAUUUCUGUAAUUUUUGGCCUUUAAGCAAUUGUGAUGCUCACCCAAUUGUCAUGUGGUGUAGGCGCUCUGCCUCAAAACACACCAUGGCAUGGCUGUUAAUCUCAGCUUGCAUGCAGUGGUUUAUAAUAAGGAGGCUACACCUGACUUUUAAAUGGUGAUUUUUUUCGGUCAGGGAUGUCAUCAUGUUUAGAUACUUUAACUGAAACCUUAUUUCUACUGUAGAUUCACACCGUGGAACACAUUUUGUAGACGAAAGACAUGCCUAACCUCAGGCACUUUCUGGAGCACUUAAGUUCAGUCCUGGCCAUUCUGGGCUGCUUCUGUAGCCAGUGGAGAUACAGAGACCUCCAGAGGCUGACUCGAAGCUUAAGCUAAGAUGACUGGACUCUGAAAACAUAUCUGAAUCAGGAGGGGAGAGUGAUGAAUCCAAGAGCUGAAGGUUUGGUCACCUUGAAAAAAAUGAGCACAAUGCAAGACAAGACACAAAUUUACAGCCCACUGGCUUCACUGUAUGAAUAUGUGGGACGGUGCCUUUGUUUUGUACUAGAAGUGCCUUUGGACGACUGGCUUGCCGCUGUUUGGGAGCACUUGCAGUAGGUGUCACUGGAGGCAGUGACCACAAGUAAUUUGCUCAGGGCCAUCUGGGAAGUGACGCACACUGGAAACUGGGAAAGCUUUUCCUGAAAGACACUGCGGCGUAAAAUCUGUGCAUCCACUGAGUGUCUUGUUAAGUUUAAUACUGAAACCCUUUCACAAUAAGUUUGAAGUCAAUGGCUUAAUGAACUGUCCUAAUUCAGCAAAACACUUAAUCGUGAGUGUGCUUUUAAGGAUAUAUUUUGAGUGUGCGUGGGUAAGAGUUAACUACGUUUAAGACUUCCAUUGAAUUGACAUCUAAGGCUGGGUUUUUUUUGUUUUGGUUCUUGGACAAAUCCAGAUUUGUAUGCCUGGGGCAUAUGCAUUUGCAACAAUAACAACCAUAAGCCUGUUUAUACUUGAGUCUGCUGGAAUGUGAAAUAGCAGAUUUACUGCACUCUGAAGUAGGUAAGUUAUGUAGUAAUAUCGUAUAGCUCCAAAACAUCAUAGAAAACAGUUUUGGAGGGUUGAUUUAUUCUGUAAUAUUUGUGUAUUUCUGAAUAGUCUUCUUUAAAAACAACCAGAAGUCCCAGUAAAGGCUGUUAAUGUUUUUUAAUGGGUUGUUUUCAGCUGCUAUAAAUCUGUAGCUAUGAGGCAGUGGUUCCAUGUCAGUUUACGUAAGCCGAAUACUCAGCCCAGUGAUAAAAGGGUUGCAGAAACUGCUGGCUCUGGUUGAUUGGAGUAAUUUGAAUAUGGCUUAAGAUAUUAUUUCUAGACUAGUUGUGGAGUUGCCUCUAAAUUGCACAACACCCAAUCUGAAUUCAGUCUCCUGCAAGGUAAACUUAGGUGACUGUAAGCUGUUUUCCUCUUCUCCAAAGAGACAAUGUGAUAUUUAUCUAGCAGAUGUACUCAGUCCUCACUUUGCAUAUGGUACCAGUAAUGGGAGCUGCCAAAAUAAAAUAGAAAGCUUCCAUAGAUGAAAGGUGCAGGGUAUCUUUAUAUUUUGAAAAUCUAUUUUAUUUGAUUACCAGAGUUGUACUUUUAUAAAGAAAAUAAAUGUAUUUUUGUAAGUAAAAAGAAUGGAAGCUUAAGUGCAGGGUAAGAUUUUUUUUAAUUUUCUGGUUUUUUAGGGCUCAGUGUUGUGCUGUAAAAUGAAAGAACUUUGUAUGUCUCCUUGUCAGUUUGAAAUGAUGCCUUAUGUCUGUUUGGAACACGUGACUGAAAGAAGCAGAUUCUUAUAUUGACAAAUGUUCAGAUUAAACGCUAAUCUAAUGUAAACCUCCUGCCUUGCACUGAUUGGCAGUAACAAGGGCCAGGUUCAAUCCCCAGCGGCUCUCACUCAAGUAAUACCCAAAUACAGUUGUAAGAAUAUGGGAGAUAGGAUUAAACCAGCUGGGUGCCUAAUGGGCAGCGCUUCCCCGCCUGCACGGUUCCAGCAAAUGGAUUUACAGAAACUGAGGAAGAACAGAAAAGGACAACGGAGUUCAGUGUCACCAGGCAGUCCCCAUAAGGCAAACCAUGACCGCUCCGUGCCCUUGCUGAAGCAUAGUGAUGGCAGCCCAGAUCUUCUGUACUGGGCUCACUGCUGGUAGAGUCAGUAGCUGAGCUACUAGUCAUCUCUUCCAGUGUCAUCCACCUCGUAGCUUCUGCCUAAAAAUAAUGUUGAAACCUGCCAAGGUUAUACCGCCUUCCUGAGCGUUACUGCUGGUGGUCAGUCUCACCGCAGGUCACAGCUCACCGCGUAGGCGAGCUGCCGCUCCCCAGCAGGCACUGAGGGAGGGAGCGAGGGGGUUGCUGUUAGCCACUGCCACCAGCCGUGUCUCCUGCUAACCGUGUCCUCCCGCUCUGCUGCACCCUGUCUGCCCCUGAGCCUGCUGACCUGCCGCGGCUUAGGUGGAUUAGAUCACUUGUGCUGAGUCCCCCACUUUAGUAGGUGAAUACCACUUCAGACAUCUGUCCCUGGGGACUCCCUGAAGGAUGGGACCUUCUAUGUCAGGUCACUGGUCUUUCAGGAAGGGCUCUGUAGAUUUGAGUACCAAUUCCUUAAGUCACUCCUGCACUUUUUAAGAAUCGCUGCUAGAUUCAGUCCCUGCUACAUCCUCUUGUCUCUAUUCACUUUCUGCAUUCCAAGUAAAACAGUUGAAGUGGACAAUGUUUUAAAACCAGACCCUGCUUUUUUGGGUUCAUUGUCUGUUUCCAAAUAUCACUUGUUCAUAGAAUCAUCGAAUUAUUAAGGUUGGAAAAGACCUCUAGGAUCAUCAAGUCCAACCAUUAACCCAACACCCCCAGGCCUCCUAAACCAUACCCUGAAAGUGCCACAUCUACGUGUUUUUUGAACACCUCCAGGGAUGGUGACUCCACCACCUCUCUGGGCAGCCUGUUCCAGUGCCUGACCGCUCUGUCAGUAAAGAUAUUUUUCCUAAAAUCUUGUUUUAUGCUAUCUAUCUUCAUCUCCUUUUCUACUUGCCUUUCUGGGCUGUAGGUAGAAAACACAAAAUUAAAUCAAUCUUGAGAGGAGGAGUUUCCUUAAAGGGAAACUCGGGUCCUUUAAGACCUGGUAUUUGUUGUCCAGCUCUUUGCAGAUGAGGAAAAGAAGGCAAGUUAGUUCAAAGUCUCAUGCAGUAGGGUACAGCCAGUAGCAGUCUAGUGUAUAGCGGUCAAUCACAUUCCUCACAUGUAUUUCAUAUCAUAGUUAUGUAAAAAUCAGUUUCAAAGUGUUGCAAUGGAGUCUUUCCCUUCAGGAAACUGCUAGACUGACUGACGGAAAGGUCAGUUGGUUUCAUACAACUGGCAGGCAAAGGAGGGAGUUUCAUUUUCCUGCAAUUUUUGAGACCACAAGUUCCUCUUGUGAGGAGGAAUUCAAGCUCAAGCUGAGUUGAGCACAAGUUCAAGUGCUCAGCUCGAGUCAGCACAAGUGAGCUCAAGUGCCACACUGAAUGCUUUUUUUUUACCUUAACUCCCUGCAAGACCACGGUUCAGGUACCUAGCAAGAGUGUUGAGUAUUAUGGUUACAAAAAUGUGUAUAUAUUAUAGGCUUAAAGUAUGAAAUCAGAUAGCUUUCACAUCAUUAAGCACCAAAUCUGCUGCAUGAAAUAGAUGCUAACUCACUUGGGAAGCUUCAUUCAAAAGACAAAGCAGCAGCAUGUGUCUCCGUCCCUGAGGCAGAGGACAGGACUUUUUUCUGCGUUGCACCUGAGAAUUUACAGUCCCUGAAGACAAACUGGCACAACACAGGCCUGAACAAACAACAGAGGGAGAAUUGUCCUAGAGCCGUGGCACCCUGCAGAAAAGUUGGGUCCUCAGUAUCAUUUCAGAGAUGUUUAGGGACCAGAAAUAAAUCUUACUUCCUAAUCUAUUUCUUGUCCCAAAUGAUGUUAGACAAGACUAUGAAUUUCACCUGUGCCCUUCAGCUUUCUGUCUUCAUUUUUGCUGUACUCUGCAGUAGAUGGUCGAGGAAGGGUUCCUCAGGCCCUGACGGUCACUUGCUCAGCUUCACCAAUGAACGUAUGCUUCAGAGACCCAGCACCCAUCCCCUGCCAGGAUCAAAAGGACUUCCUUCGCACCUUAGUAUUCUCCAUCAUGGACUUCCAUCUCUGUUUUGCCUAGAGGACGUUUUCACCUCCCCAGGGCCAACUCAGGCCACCAGCUUGUCAUUGUGGUGAUGGAACCAGGUUUACAAUGGCUGAGAAUUUUCUGUCUGAAUUGGCUGCAGCCCAUGAGGAAGUAUUUCCCUUAUGUUUCCAAAACCCAUUCACCCUUUGGUCACCUUCAAAGUCAAAAUGUGAGAGGGAUCUGCACAUUUGCCCCAUCCAGCAGCUUCAGCAACUCUGCCAGUGCCAGCCACGUCAGAUUGGGAGUCUCGGUGCACAGAUGUACCUGCUGGCAUCAGUGUGGGAUGAAUGCAAAACUGUUGCCACCUCCAGACUCCUGGCAAAGCCUCAGAUGUGCUGAGCUGGCCAGGCCAAGAGGAUGGGCAACUCCAGGAUUCCCAAGUAACUUGUAGGGGUGAAAGAAGAACCAUAAGAGAAGAAAGCUCCCUAAAAUCCCCCUGCAACCCUCUCCUAAGGGCUCUUGGAUUGGCAUCAGUGACCAACCAGGUGGAAAGAUGUUGAAUGCGGAGACCCAAAUGCGACAAUCAGAGCGGAGGAGACUCAGAGAAUCAAUUAACACUUUCUGGUUACCAGAUAUUCGUGUGCUGAUUCCCUGCCUGAGCCCAUGUUCAUACAAAAGUAGAUCAACAGAAAUCAGCAACUUGACCCAAAGAGAUGAUCAGAGACUGCAGCAAACAGGGCGCAAUUUCAGUGCUGGAGGAUUCCCAGGAACUGCACAGUCAGCAGCAGCAAUGCUAUAAAAGCUAAGAAAGAUAUAUCUUAAUUAUUCCUCUAUGCAACUGAAAUAACAAGGAGCUUGAUAGAGGGCACAGUUAGGAAACAUGCUGGGAUGUCAGCCUUCACUGUGUCAUGGCACAGAAGGGAAUGUGUUUUGGUCCUGGCGCCGUGAGGACUGAUUGCAGGCUUGGCAUCUGCGGACAGUAACGAGCCAAUUAGGAAGUGCCUGAUAGACCCGCUCUAAAUGGGGAGAAAUGACCUCUUGAGUAGAAAUAAGCAAUUCUCUUAAUGUAAGGAUUUAAUUCUUCUGCGAUUCCUAGGGUUAUAUUUCAAAUGCAGUAUUUGUCCGCAUGCACAUAACAUGCCAAGAAGAACUAAUGUAAUCCCUUGACCAAACUAUUUAAACAGCUUUUCGUGGGUUGCUUGCACUUGCUGUCUGCUCUGUGCAGUGCGCGUGUGCGUGUAGCUCCUGGCCCUCACCUGGGGAGCUCGAAGAGCCCUACAGAGCUGUCUGCUGCAACCUGAGACGGAGCACACUUCUGGUGGGAGGCGCUGUCUUUCGUCGGUCUAGAAAUAAUACAAAUAGAUAAUAAUUUAAAAAAUAAGCAGCUAAUUUUGAUACACUGUUUUGCUGCAUAAUGAAAUUGUAGAAGCAGCAUUUGAGGCACGUGCAGCUCAAGGCACCCUUGCGGGGUGAACGGGCCCGUGCAGGCGGCAGAGGUUUCCUGUAGAGCCAAGAGCACUCAGCCCUAACCCUCUCCUCCCGCGGGUGAGUGGGAUGGUGAAACCAGGAACUGGCAUGAAAAGAGGUCGUUGGGCAGCCGAGAAGAACCAUGGCCCAGCGCCAGCAUCCAGCCAGCUUUGAACACGCACCCAGUGCUGAGGCUCUGAAUUCACUGGCUUUCUGGUAAGAGUAACGGCGAUCGUGCCCCACCUCCUGAUUAAACAGUGACAAUUACUGGGAGCAGAUCUUGUUCUGUGCAGGAUGAAACCCACAAUCACUAAAUUAUUUUACCUGGUUUCCUCCACCCCCGUUAACUUCUAGGUGCACCAUACAACACAGAGUGCUCUUUGCAGCUUUUGCUGAUGUUGUAUCUUUAAUAUUGUAUUUUGUGGACAGAUGAUUUUUUGACAGUGGCUAAAUUUUCAAACAGGCAAUAAAAAAAAGAUUAUAUUAGUUCUGAGACAGCAGCUCCAAUUCUAUAAUCUCGCCACUUGAUUCCUUCUCACGCACUAAGUGACACUGUGAAAGCCUGAUAAACUGCUUAAUGUUAUCAUGCUUUAAUUUUAUGGGUAGCGAUCUGGGAUGAAUGUCUUUUCUUCAGUGCUGCAGUCCAUGCUACAUAAACUUGUGCUGCUUUCUAGAUUUCACCUUUGCAUUUUCCCUCCCUUGCUACAAAAGCCCAUAGAACAUUUUUGUUGCUCAACCUUUAAAUUGGAUGUUCUCAAGGCGACGGGUUGCUGGACUUCUCUUCUGCCCAUUCAGCACGUAUUAGCUAUGAAAAUUAAAACAGAUGUAUUUAAGGCAAUGGCAUUAACAGUAUUGUUUCAAAGGUAAUAGAGAAACAUUUCAAUAAGAAGACAAGAGAUGCUUAGAAAUAUUAACUAGCAAAUGUCUGGUUAUUCAAAUGUAAGUACAGUCAUCAUAUGCCUAUAGCGAUGUGCUGGGAUGGAGUUCGUUUUCUUCACAGCAGCCUGCACAGUGCUUUGGGUCUGGGGCCAGAACAGCGUUGGUAACACACCGACGUUUUGGCUGUUGCUGAGCAGUGCUUGCCAAGUACCAAGGCCUUCUUGUCCCUGCCCUGUCCCACCAGCGAGGAGGCUGGGGGUGCACAAGAAGCGGGGAGGGGACACAGCCAGGACAGUUGACCCCAGCUGGCCCAAGGGAUAUCCCACACCGUAUGAUGUCGUGCUCAGCAAUAAACAUUGUGAGAAAGGAGAGAAGCGAGGAUGUUCAGAGUUAUGGCAGUUUUUUUCCCCAAGUAACUGUUAUACGUGAUGAAGCCUCGCUUUCCCACAAGCUGCUCAUCAUCUGCCUGCCAAUGGGACAGACUGAAUAAACUCCUUAUUUUGCUUCACUUGCA
Molecule: messenger RNA, 9463 nt
Organism: Phalacrocorax carbo (great cormorant)
Lineage: Eukaryota; Metazoa; Chordata; Aves; Suliformes; Phalacrocoracidae
Source: RefSeq, a predicted model, not a curated record